Messenger RNA from Coregonus clupeaformis (lake whitefish), 3646 nucleotides. It is a transcript of the gene vwa7, whose product is annotated as von Willebrand factor A domain containing 7. NCBI's taxonomy places the organism in Eukaryota, Metazoa, Chordata, Actinopteri, Salmoniformes, Salmonidae. The coding region runs from base 329 to 3433 and encodes 1034 amino acids. The transcript is spliced from 17 exons. The record is from RefSeq and is a predicted model, not a curated record.
UCAACCAGACUCUCAUGCAAGCUGCAACAGCGGCGCCCAUCCCAUCCAUUACUUAUUUAUGUAUUUUCACUCCAGAGAGGACAUCUUGAGACAAGGCCCAAGGACAAUGGACUGGAAGACUCAAUAAUGGUGUGAUAUCAUCAGCAACUUUUCUCUGGUUACAGACUGUGGUUGAAGGCUCAGCGGAACUCACAUGUGGAUUUCCUCUACAGACACUUGACACACAACGUCUGACACGUACGCCAAUAGUUUCUGAACUCAGGAGAUAUAUCCAACUUACUUAUCAAGCAGGAAGUAGAAGGAACAGGACCAAGAACCAAGACAGGUCAUGAACAAAGGUGUAAUAUCUUCUUCUCCACACCCUAUUCCCCAGGAAGUGAUGAUGUCACAGAGUAUGGGUCACGGUGGGUCAGGGGUUCGGAUGAGAGGGCUGUAUGUUCUGCUGUGUGUGGUACUGGCUCUACCAGGCUGCAGAGCCUUCCUCCCAAACUUCUGGUCCCGUGUGUUAACCCUGUCCUUGGACUCCUACACACACCAGUUCAUCACCGAGCAGGGUGUCCUCAACGUCACUCUGGAGACACUGAGCAUGGCCAACACACACCAGCACCGACACACACAGGAGCAGGCAGGUCUGGGUCGGGGUUUCUGGCAUGCAGUGGGGGAGGUGGUGCGUUCCAAUGCGGCCAUGGACUUCCUGAGCUCCACACGGUCCGACCCAGUCUACCACUUUGACUCGGAGCGCGUGGAGGAAGCUAUGGCGAUGCUACGGCAGUUCUGGGCCCAAACCCUGCUCUCUGCACAGGCCAAAGAGUACCAGGGGGCAAGACACAGUCUGGGACAGCUGCUACACUCACUGCAGGAUUUCUACAGCCAUAGUAACUGGGUGGAGAUGGGUCAGCACUCGAUAUACCUCCACCUGCUGCAGCCUGGGCAGCCAGCCUUCCCUGUAGCCACAGAGGACACUCCUACCUGUAUGGAGUGUCACAGCGCUACCUGCAGAGACAACCUCCUUCCCAGACUGACCCAGAGUCAGCAGUACCCUCUACUGCUCACCACCGGGUACUUCAGCACCUACCCACCCAAACCACAAGGGAAGUGUAGUCACGGGGGUGUACUGGACAGCAGUCGCCACCAGGGGGCCAAGGGGGGCAUCAAUAAGGACAGCACCUCCCCCCUCUUCUCCCCCCAUCACUACCUCCAUGUGGAGGCUGCCCGCCUCGCUACCACGGCAACCCUUACUGUGCUCAGAGACCUCCGAGACAGUGUGGGCUAUACCAGCUUCCUCAGACUGUUCAGUGUGAAGCAGCCUCCAGCGCUGGUGUUUGUCAUGGACACCACAGGCAGCAUGUUUGAGGAGAUCACCGCUGCCCGCCUCCGUGCCCACUCCAUCAUCCAGGCCCGCGCCAACACUCCUGAGCAGCCUGGCACUUUCCUGCUGGUGCCCUUCCACGACCCAGGGGUGGGGCCGGUGUAUGAGACAGAGAACCCGGAGGAGUUCAUGAGCUACAUGGAGAACCUGAUGGCUCUGGGUGGAGGAGACGAACCUGAGAUGUGUCUUUCUGCUGUACAGCUGGCCCUCACUCAUAGCCCGCCCCUGUCAGAGAUAUUUGUGUUCACUGAUGCCUCCCCUAAAGAUGCCCACCUGUACAAUACUGUGAGGGCCCUUACACUGGAGAAACAAUGCAAGGUGACCUUCCUCCUGACUGAAGACCCCAGUCACAAGAUGAAGGGCAGGGGGAGGAAGAGGAGGAGGGAGACUCUGUCCCCUGACCGUUUCGCCCUCUACUCCUCCCUGUCCUCUGUGUCUGGGGGACUGACUGUCUUCACCACCAACUCAGACAUCCACCGUGUCUCUGCCAUAGUGGAGGACAACACAGCUGCAGAUAAGGUGACUUUGCUACAUGCAGAGAGUGACAGUGACUCUGCGUUAUCCCACUCCUUCAGAGUGGACAGUGCAGUGAAGAGCGUGACCCUUCACCUCACUGGAGAACUCAGACAAUGUGUCCUCAGCAGCCCAACUGAUCGUACUCAGUCUCUGUUGAGUCAGCAGGGUCCUCUGGCAGAGUGGGAGCGGUUUCAGGGUCUGUACAGGAUCAGCCUGCUGUCUCCUAUAGAGCCAGGCCAGUGGCACCUCAACACCCUUGCUGAUGGUCACAUCACCUUUAAUGCCAUAGCUGACAGCAGUGUGGACUUCCUGUAUUACUUUGCUGUGGAGGCCAAUGGAACGCAUCCAGGCCUAGCUAGAGUGGAAGGGAGUCCAAUCGCAGGUGUCCCAACCUUUCUAGUGCUGGCUGUCACAGGUCUAUCGCCCAAUGAGGAGGUCUCUUUCAGUCACGUGACCCUGCUGGGAGCCAAUGGGGAGAGCCUACAGAAAGUGUGGCUAAACUCGUCCUCUUCCUCUUCGUCCUCUGGAGAGGAGCUGGUUGGCUGGAUGGCCUCUGUUCCCAGGGUGCCGUUCUGUGUCCGUCUAUCCGGCAGAGACAGGGGAGGGAACCGCCUGGAACGCGUCUCUACAGAGAUGAUCCAGCCCACAGACAUUAAGAUACAGGUCCUGUCUAUCCCACGUCUGGUUCCUGGCCACAGUACAACAGUACGUUUUGAUGUUCAGAACCACGCCCCUGCCCGAAACCUCACCCUGACCGCUGACGAUGACAGGGGAUAUCUCUCUCAGAGAGGACCACACAGCCUCUCUGUGGGGGAGAGAGGGUCAGUGAGGGGGGAGGUGGAGCUCCAAACUCCAGAGGGGGCAGAGGCAGGAAGGGCUGUCACUCUGACCCUGACAGUGCGAGGGCUGGACUCCCUGGACUCCAACUACGUAGUGGUGCACCUGACUGUGGUUCCUCCGGAUCCUGACAUGUCUCCCCCGUCAUGUUCCACCAUGCGAGUAGAGCACACCUGCCCAGGCCCAACUCAGUGCACAGGAGCCAGAUGGACUGUCUCUCUGGCUGUGACAGACAGGGGGUGCUCUGGCCUGGAUUCCCUCCAGCUCUCCCAGGGUCAGGGCAUUCUCACCCUGCUCCACGGCCCCACAGACCCCACAGGGGACAGCCUGGAGGAGAACCAGCCCACCCCCAACCACAACUACCAGAGCCAGAGAGUCAGGGAGCAGACAAGCCCAGCACAGGGUGAGAAUGGCUAUGCUGAACUGGGACCCAGGCUGGUACAAGGUAACCCUCCUCUGAACGUGGCCCAGUGGACAGGUGGAAUGCCCCAGCCUCUGUGGGUGAGGUACACUUCCCCCUGCUGCUCCCCCCAGGCGGAGCUCCUGGUGUGGGACGGGGCCGGCAAUGUGAGGCGCUGCCAUCUGACCUCCAGCCAGCAGAGGGGUAUGCGGGAGAGGAGUGGAGUGUCAAACAGGGCUGGAGAGAUGCCGCUGCAAAGUUGCUUCCUGUUGUUUUCAUUGUUGAGUUUGAUUUGGACUGUUCUACUGUAGGUUGAUGUGGGAUAAUUUAUCCAUGUCAAAUAAGCUUAAAGAUGUUCUGUAACCAAAAGGCUCCUGUUUUUAUGGGCCACUAGAAGCACACUUUAGACUUCAGUUCCUCACUUGAAAAUAUACUGUAACUGGACACCCUACACUGGAAAGCGGACAAUGAUGAAUUAAGUUGUGGUUUUGAAAUAGUAUUUUAUUGACAUUGUGUCAUACAAA